This is a messenger RNA of Arabidopsis thaliana (thale cress), 834 nucleotides long. RefSeq names its product jasmonate ZIM-domain protein. The transcript has 3 exons. Lineage: Eukaryota; Viridiplantae; Streptophyta; Magnoliopsida; Brassicales; Brassicaceae. Bases 57 to 434 code for a protein of 125 amino acids. Gene Ontology annotation, biological process: negative regulation of DNA-templated transcription. The record is from RefSeq and is marked reviewed.
UUGAUUACUUUGAUACGAAAAUCGACCAAAGUAAGAAUAUUUACCUAGAGAGGAUCAUGAAGGGUUGCAGCUUAGAUCUUCACCUAUCUCCAAUGGCCUCUACGCUUCAAUCUUGUCAUCAAGAUUCUACAGUUAAUGAUCGUUCUUCAACCAUAAGAUCUAAGGAAAUCAAUGCAUUUUAUAGUGGGAGAUUAAGUGAGUACGAUCUUGUAGAGAUCCAGAUGAGAGCAAUAAUAGAGAUGGCGAGCAAGGAUCGUGAAGUAACAGCGUUAGAGUUAGUGCCGGUGAGACUGGAAUCACCGUUAGGAUGUUCGGUGAAGAGAUCUGUGAAAAGGUUCUUGGAGAAGAGGAAGAAGAGAAGCAAAUCUUUUACACUUACACCUAAUUACACCUCAAGUACUUCCUCAUCAUCCUCCUCUCUUCAUAAUUUCUAAUCAUAAUUUUAUUAUGUUUUCCUUCUAGUUAUCAAUCAAAACAAAAAAAUCUUUGUUUCUUUCUUUUUUCUUUUUUCCAUUAUGGGUUUCUAUAGCUCUCAUUUAUCUCUUGUAAUUUUUCCCGAUACUCGACGAUGAAUUUCGAGUUUUUUUUUUUGAUCUGUUUUAAAUCAAGACAUUCUAGUACCAUUGGAGUCUGUAUAAAAUUCAGAUCAUUUGGAUCGUUAUUUUUUUCCUAAUUCAUGUAUGAAGUGUCACACUUCUCCUACAAUGAAUUAUGAGGUUGUCCGUUUAUUCCAAGUUAGCUCUAUGUACUUUGACGUAAGCUAAUGCAACUUGUAAAAUGUUGGGAACUCUUCUAUUACUUUUUUUCCUUUACAAAAUAAGAAAAUGCACGCAU